UCGUGAAGUUUUCCACCCAAUGCUAACAACAAUGGAGGAGAGGUUAAUAGCUGCGGUGUCCGACUACCCAGAGUUGUACAAUUCUACAAUAAAUUCAUAUAAAGACGCUGCGAGAAAAGCUAAAGCGUGGAGAGCUGUGAGUCUGCAAGUUGAAAUACCAGAAGAGGACUGUCGCAGGAGAUGGAAGAGCUUACGGGACAUGUUCAUUAAAGAUAAACGUGCAGAGCAGCGCAGGCGAGCGUCAGGAACGGUGCACCGCAGCUGGAAGUACAGCUGGCAGAUGUCUUUCCUCACGCCCUUCAUCCAGUCCAGAUCGCUGGCCGCAGACGAGCCCGAGGAAGACCGAGAUGAUGAAGACAAGGAGGAGGAGAGGACGGCUGACGGAAACUCUUCGUUUGUCGACCAGGACUUUGAGGGGGACCACGAGAUGCUGGACGGAUCGUCGCAGUACAGCGCGUCUGGAUCGCAAGGACCUGGACGCAAGCGGAAAUGGCAGAUGGAGGGAACGGAGGACUUGGAGGACGAAAUGUUCUUGUUUAGUCUUCUGCCGUAUCUGAGACGUCUGCCUUACGCUAAGAAAAGUGCGGUGAAAUUAAAAAUUCACCAGCUGUUGUACGAGGCAGAGUUUAAGUGAUGUUCUAUAGCUUUUAUUCAUAUUUUUCUAUCUUUUAUUGAUCUUGAAAUUCUAUCCAUUGAAUUUUUAACAUCCAAAACACAUACUGUAUCGGCGCUGGUAUGUUGCUUGUUUCAUCAAAGAUGAAAUUAUUAAACGGACAUGUACACUCUGAGAA
Myxocyprinus asiaticus (Chinese sucker) is the source of this 791-nucleotide messenger RNA. RefSeq lists its product as uncharacterized. The record is from RefSeq and is a predicted model, not a curated record. Gene Ontology annotation, biological process: regulation of transcription by RNA polymerase II. Lineage: Eukaryota; Metazoa; Chordata; Actinopteri; Cypriniformes; Catostomidae. The transcript is spliced from 2 exons. Gene Ontology annotation, molecular function: DNA binding. Gene Ontology annotation, cellular component: transcription regulator complex; nucleus. The coding region runs from base 20 to 634 and encodes 204 amino acids.